Molecule: messenger RNA, 2580 nt
Organism: Bolinopsis microptera
Lineage: Eukaryota; Metazoa; Ctenophora; Tentaculata; Lobata; Bolinopsidae
Product: V-type proton ATPase 116 kDa subunit a 1-like
Exons: 18
Coding region: 16-2472 (818 amino acids)
Biological process (GO): proton transmembrane transport; vacuolar acidification
Cellular component (GO): vacuolar proton-transporting V-type ATPase complex; plasma membrane; vacuolar proton-transporting V-type ATPase, V0 domain
Molecular function (GO): ATPase binding; proton-transporting ATPase activity, rotational mechanism
Source: RefSeq, a predicted model, not a curated record
AGGCUAUAGAGAUCGAUGGCGGAAAAGGAGAAUUACUUCUUUCGUGCCACGGAAAUGAAAAUGGUUGAAAUGUUCCUGAGUCAAGAAUGUGCAUAUGAGUGUGUCAAGGAACUGGGUGAACUGGGAAUUGUGCAGUUUGUUGACUUGGUGAAAGGGACAAAUUUGUUUCAAAGAAGUUUCGUGCCCGAACUGAAGAGAGCAGAUGAAAUGGAGCGCCGACUCAGAUACAUAGCAGCCGAGAUAAACUCUGAAGGUAUCCAGGUACCAAUAGAAUACGAAAUACCACCCGCCCCAAACAGCACCGCUACAGAAAACGAUUUGGAGACGGUGGUCGCCAACUUCGAAGAUGAGUUAAAAGAGGUGAAGACGAAUUUAACGUCUCUCAGAAGUAGCUUUGUUGAUUUGAUGGAGCUCAAACAAACCCUUCUAGCUGCAGAUACCUUCUUUCGGAAGGGUUCAGGAUCUUUGUGGAGCAGCCCAACUAACAAUUACUCGUUGGAAGAAGGGGAAGAAGGACGACAUCUUCAGUUUAUUACUGGUGUUAUUGAUAGAAAUAAAGUAGCCAUCUUUGAAAGAGUGAUUUGGAGGUCGUGUCGAGGUAAUGUGUUCGUAAGGACGGUGGAGAUAAAAGAUACGAUGACAGAUCCAGAAACUAAUGAACAAAUUGAGAAGAAUGUUUUUAUCUGCUUCUUUCAGGGAUCACAGCUCGAACUAAGGGUCAAAAAGAUUUGUGACGGUAUGUUGUGCAGAGUUUACCCGUGUAGCGAAAAAGCGUCCAAAAGACACGAAGUUAGAGACCAAGUAACAACUAGACUGGACGAGAUGGAGGACGUGAUCUUACAGACAACAGAGUACAGAACUCAGCAACUCAGAGACAUUGCUGUUGACAUUAGAAGCUGGAUUGUUAAGGUUAAGAAGUGGAGGUCAAUAUAUUACACGAUGAGUAAGUUUAAUGUUAACGAUACGAGGACAGGCUUCAUUGCAGAGGGCUGGGUCAAAACUUCAGAUCUUGAAAGUGUCAGACAAGCUCUAAAAAAGGGGGCUACUUCAGCAGGUAGUGUGGUUAUGCCGAUACUGAACACAGUUGGAACCAAUCUAACACCUCCUACCUACCACCCCUCCAUUAAACUUACUAAGGGUUACCAAGUUAUUAUAGACGCGUACGGUGUCGCUACUUAUCAAGAAAUGAACCCUGCCGUCUACACGGUCAUUACAUUCCCGUUCCUGUUUGGAAUUAUGUUUGGAGACAUGGCACACGGACUUUUCCUCUUUUUAUUCGGCGCCUGGUUUAUCUAUAAGGAAUCUUAUUUUGAUAAAAGAAAACACUUAUUGGACGAAAUCAUUGCAAUGUUGUACUAUGGGAGAUACAUAAUAAUGAUGAUGGGGAUAUUCGCUUCUUACAGUGGUUUUCUCUACAACGAGAUAUACUCCAAAGGAUUUGAUAUCUUCGGGUCCAGCUGGAGAAUGCCAAACGACGACAUAACGUAUACAUCGAGUGACGAUGCAACUCUCGACCCUCAAUACGACUAUGGUUCACCCUACUACUACGGAAUUGAUCCAAUGUGGAUCAUGUCAGAAAAUAAACUGACUUUCCUUAAUUCUUACAAAAUGAAGCUAUCAGUUAUCCUUGGACUUAGUCAAAUGACAUUUGGACUUUUUAUCAGCCUUUUAAACUAUAGGUACUUUGGAAAAGUUUUAGAUAUUUGGUUUACAUUCAUACCACGGCUCAUAUUUCUUAUGUGUAUCAUUGGUUACAUGUGCUUCUUGAUUUUCUAUAAGUGGUUCUUUGUGGAUGCUGGAAAAUCCAACCCUUCUAUCUUGAUAACAAUGAUUGACAUGUUUUUAUCUGUUGGAUCUGGAAUCGAUUCUGACGACAAGUUUUAUGAAGGCCAGGAACUGGUGCAGCUUUGUUUAGUUAUUCUGGCGCUUUGCAUGGUCCCUACGAUGUUAGCAGCAAAACCCUUAAUUGAGAGGUAUCAGAGGCAUAAAGAUGUUGCUGAGUACGAAGCAUUGUCGUCUGACAGUGACGACGAGGAUUUGGAGGAGCGAGAUAGAGCAGAGGAAGCGGCUGAAAUCGACAUGUGGGUCAAUCAAGGAAUCCACACGAUAGAGUUCUGUCUUGGUGUUAUCUCUAACACAGCUUCUUAUCUCCGACUUUGGGCUCUUUCUCUAGCUCACUCAGAGUUAUCGGAGGUACUUUGGGACAUGACAAUGUACUAUGCAUUCUACUGGCUGGACUGGGAUGAAGGGGGCUGUGUUUUACUGAUAUUUAUUUUUGCUGCAUGGGCCGCUUUAACUGUGUCCAUUCUUCUUUGUAUGGAGGGACUAUCAGCCUUCCUUCAUGCACUCCGUUUACAUUGGGUCGAAUUCCAGAAUAAGUUUUACGAUGGUAACGGCUACAAGUUUCUACCGUUCUCAUUUGCCCUUAUCCUGGAAAAUGAGGAAAACCUGGAAGAGAUAUCAGCGAUAUAAACUGGACUGAUCGUACAGUAGGACAGUAAUUGAAACAACAGUCGUUAUUUUCUGUAAAUAUAUUGAUCUGCAAUUAACUAAUUUUCAAUGAUCAUGCUUUGGGGUAUU